Molecule: messenger RNA, 1191 nt
Organism: Asparagus officinalis (garden asparagus)
Lineage: Eukaryota; Viridiplantae; Streptophyta; Magnoliopsida; Asparagales; Asparagaceae
Exons: 2
Coding region: 1-1191 (396 amino acids)
Source: RefSeq, a predicted model, not a curated record
AUGGCUAGUAAUUUGUUAUGUGUCUUGCUACAAGAGGAAGAGGAUGACGACGAUGAUGAUUAUGCCACCUUAUUAGCAAUCGCAUAUUUGGAAGAACAACACUCCAGCGAAGGUCAAAGUUCUUGUCGUCGUGGUUCCAUUCCAGGGCACGUUGUAAUUCAACGCAAUAGAGCUAAAGGUCACGAGAGGCUUUUUCAUGAUUAUUUUAGUGAAUCUCCUGUGUAUCUAGCAAAACUGUUUCGAAGGAGAUUUCGUAUGCAUCGUCCACUAUUUUUGUGUAUUUUAUCCACAGUGGAAACACAUGAUUCCUACUUUGUCCAAAAACGGGAUGCUGCUGGGAAAAUUGGUUUAUCCUCACUACAGAAAGUAACUGCUUCUAUGAGGAUGCUUGCUUAUGGAGUAUCAGGAGAUUCUGUGGAUGAUUACGUGCGGAUUGGAGAAAGCACCGCUAUAGGGAGUCUUGGCAGGUUUACCAAAGUAAUUGUUACAAUUUUCGGUGAUGAGUAUCUAAGGUCACUAACUGACGAGGACGCUGCAAGAUUGUUUGCAAUUGGCAAACAACGAGAAUUUCUUGGGAUGUUAGGAAGCAUUGACUGCAUGCAUUGGAGAUGGAAGAAUUGUUCGGCUGCGUAUCAUUCUCUUAAUGACAUUAAUGUGUUAGAACGGUCUUCCGUUUUCUCACAACUUGCUGAAGGGCAUGGUCUGACUGUUAACUAUAUAGUCAAUGGUCAUGAAUACACGAUGGGAUAUUACUUUGUUGAUGGUAUAUAUCCUUCAUCGGCAACAUUUGUUAAAACAAUUUCUUUACCACAAGGAAAUAAAAGAAAACAUUUUGCUACACUUCAUGAGUCGGCAAGAAAGGAUAAAGAGCGAGCAUUCGGGGUACUCCAAUCACGCUUUGCAAUUGUACGUGGACCAGCUCGCUCUUGGGAUGAGAAAAUAUUGAAGAAUAUUAUGCAAGCAUGCAUAAUAAUGCAUAACAUGAUCGUUGAAGAUGAAAGAAAUGAUAGAGAGAUCGACUUCAUGUACGAUGCUGCUGAGGAAGCUCCAACCAUAUCGGUGUCUCACGAACGUACAAUAGAUUUGUGUGAAUUUAUUCAGAAUCAUCAUCGCAUUAGAGACAGGAAAACUCAUUCUCAAUUGCAAUUGGAUCUUAUUGAGCAUUUAUGGGAACAAAAUGGUGGGCUUUAG